This is a messenger RNA of Lotus japonicus, 2536 nucleotides long. Its product is annotated as trifunctional UDP-glucose 4,6-dehydratase/UDP-4-keto-6-deoxy-D-glucose 3,5-epimerase/UDP-4-keto-L-rhamnose-reductase RHM1. Gene Ontology annotation, biological process: flavonol biosynthetic process; UDP-rhamnose biosynthetic process; auxin export across the plasma membrane. NCBI's taxonomy places the organism in Eukaryota, Viridiplantae, Streptophyta, Magnoliopsida, Fabales, Fabaceae. Bases 171 to 2174 code for a protein of 667 amino acids. Gene Ontology annotation, molecular function: UDP-glucose 4,6-dehydratase activity; UDP-L-rhamnose synthase activity; dTDP-glucose 4,6-dehydratase activity. The transcript has 3 exons. The record is from RefSeq and is a predicted model, not a curated record.
UGAUAUAAACAGACGCGUCCCCUCUACACGAUUUCACAGCUCCACCAUUUUUCCUCUUCUCAUCAACUUUCACUCAACGAGAGGAGACCCACCUUUUUCUUUCCUUCCAUUUUCCUCUCAAAUCUCCUUCUAUUCCUCUCUGGAUUCGCUACCAAUUUAAGUUGCCUGACAUGGCUUCAUAUACCCCAAAGAAUAUCCUUAUUACUGGGGCUGCUGGGUUCAUUGCCUCUCAUGUUGCCAACCGGCUUGUCAGGACCUAUCCAGACUACAAAAUUGUUGUGCUCGAUAAACUCGAUUAUUGUUCCAAUCUGAAGAACCUCCUUCCUUCCAAAUCAUCUCCUAACUUCAAGUUUGUGAAGGGGGACAUUGGUAGUGCUGAUCUUGUCAACCACCUUCUUAUCACCGAGUCCAUUGAUACUAUAAUGCACUUUGCUGCUCAAACACAUGUUGACAACUCCUUUGGUAAUAGCUUUGAGUUCACCAAGAACAACAUAUAUGGAACUCAUGUCCUAUUAGAAGCCUGCAAGGUAACUGGACAAAUCAGAAGGUUCAUUCAUGUCAGCACAGACGAGGUGUACGGGGAGACAGAUGAGGAUGCUGUUGUGGGAAACCAUGAGGCUUCCCAACUUCUUCCAACAAACCCAUACUCUGCAACAAAGGCUGGGGCUGAAAUGCUUGUUAUGGCAUAUGGUACGUCAUAUGGUUUACCUGUCAUCACAACUCGUGGGAACAAUGUUUACGGGCCAAAUCAGUUUCCUGAGAAGUUAAUUCCAAAGUUCAUCCUACUGGCCAUGCAAGGAAAGACUCUUCCAAUUCAUGGGGAUGGUUCAAAUGUGAGGAGUUACUUAUAUUGUGAAGAUGUUGCGGAGGCAUUUGAAGUUAUCCUUCAUAGGGGAGAGGUUGGUCAUGUCUACAAUAUCGGGACAAAGAAGGAAAGGAGAGUUAUUGAUGUGGCCAAAGAUAUAUGCAAUCUUUUCUCAAAGGAUCCAGAAACAAGUAUAAAAUUUGUAGAUAAUAGACCAUUUAAUGACCAGAGGUACUUUCUCGACGAUCAAAAGCUGAAGGUUUUGGGUUGGUCUGAGAGGACCACUUGGGAAGAGGGCCUGAAGAAAACCAUGGAAUGGUAUACACAAAAUCCUGAUUGGUGGGGUGAUGUCACAGGAGCGUUGCUUCCUCAUCCAAGGAUGCUGAUGAUGCCUGGUGGGAUGGAGAGACAUUAUGAAGGAUCUGAAGGUGAAAACCCUGCUUCCUUGGCUUCAAGUAAUACUCGAAUGGUUGUUCCGUCAUCCAAGAGCAAUGGUACUCAGCAGAAACCUCCUUUUAAGUUCUUGAUCUAUGGUAGAACAGGGUGGAUUGGAGGUUUGCUGGGGAAACUGUGCGAUAAGCAAGGAAUUCCAUAUGAAUAUGGAAAGGGGCGCCUAGAGGAUCGCUCCUCAGUGGUGGCUGACAUUAAUAAUGUGAAACCAACCCAUGUUUUUAAUGCUGCAGGCGUGACUGGUAGACCCAAUGUCGAUUGGUGUGAAUCUCACAAAACAGAAACCAUCAGAACUAAUGUGGCUGGCACUUUAACAUUGGCUGAUGUUUGCAGAGAGAAUGGGAUCUUGGUGAUAAAUUACGCUACUGGGUGCAUAUUUGAGUAUGAUGCAUCGCAUCCUGAAGGCUCCGGCAUUGGUUUUAAGGAGGAAGACAAGCCCAAUUUCAUUGGCUCUUUCUAUUCCAAAACUAAAGCUAUGGUUGAGGAGCUCUUGAGAGAGUAUGACAAUGUAUGCACCCUCAGGGUUCGCAUGCCGAUUUCAUCUGACCUGAGCAACCCGCGCAACUUCAUCACGAAGAUUUCUCGUUAUAACAAGGUAGUUAACAUUCCAAACAGCAUGACUAUUUUGGAUGAGCUUCUGCCAAUUUCAAUUGAGAUGGCAAAGAGGAACCUGAGGGGAAUCUGGAACUUCACAAACCCUGGGGUAGUGAGCCACAACGAGAUCCUUGAGAUGUACAGGGAUUACAUUGACCCCAACUUCAAGUGGGUUAACUUCAAUCUGGAAGAGCAAGCCAAGGUAAUUGUUGCUCCUCGAAGCAACAAUGAACUGGAUGCUUCCAAAUUGAAUAACGAAUUCCCAGAAUUGCUUCCCAUCAAGGAAUCACUAAUCAAGUAUGUCUUCGAGCCAAACAAGAAAUAAACAGGUUUAUGUUUUAGGCAUGGCAGUAUUGUUUCCGGUCUACAUAGACCACUCAAUUUCAUUGUUAGUUCCAUUCAGUUACUGUGUGUAGAGAGGUGGCUAGUAUUACUGUUGUGUUAGUGUGUUUCCAAAAUUUUAAUUUCAAGUACUUAUAGCAUGUUUUUGAUUGAUUAUUAUUGCUUUAGUGAGUGACUUCUUUGUACUAGCAGGCCUUAGAUAGAUGUACUGUUUUGUGAUGGGGAACUUCUGCAUUUGUGUAAGGCUUGUAUUCUUUUAUUGCUUGGAUAUGAUUAUUGAGAUGUACUUGGAUAUUUAUAUGUAGACUGUAAUAUUAAGUGAAAAUCUGGCAACAAUUGAUGUUA